AUGGCCCGCUCCCUGAGGCCCACGCUGCUGCUGCUGCUGCUGCUACUGGGUGAGCCCCUGCCCAUCUCCCCCCCGGGCCCCCAACCCCGGCCUCUCUGUCCCUGCUUGUCAGGGACAGGAGCCCUCAUGGGAAGCCUCUUCCACCUGGCCGGUGAAGGGCCCCGCCUCCUGGCCUUCCAGGCCUCCUGCUCGCCUGCCCCCAGCGCCCUCGACGGCUGCCUGCGGGACCAGGGCCGCAGCUGCCUGCGCGCCUACGCAAGCCUCGUGGGCACCGCCGUGACCCCCAACUACGUGGACAACGCGAGCGCGCGCGUGGCGCCCUGGUGCGACUGCGGAGCCAGCGGAAACCGGCGUGAAGAGUGCGAAGCUCUCCGGGGGCUCUUUACAAGGAACCGCUGCUUGGAUGGUGCCGUACAGGCCUUUGACAGGAGGUGGCCCCCAACCAUGCAGGACCAGCUGGACUCCCAAGGGGACCCUGAGCAUGGCCUCCUGCAGGUGUUCUCUGCAAGUGGGUCCCUGGAGGAGAGCUUCCUGCUGUCCCUACUUCCUGUCCUGGCUCUCCAGACGUUGCUCUGGCUAGGAUGGCAGACUUCGGAUAACACAGCCAACCGCCCACCCUGCUUGGGGUACAGGGGUGCAUCGCUGACCUCCUGCCCCACUGAAAAGAGACUGGCUCACCUUCCAAGCUGGCCCUGGUGCGCUCACCCUGCCACCCUUCCUCUGUGUCCCUGUCCCCUGGCGUGAGAGACGUAGGCUGGGAGCCUGGCUUCAAAGCUCCUGGUCUCCCUGUCAGUAGGUGUCUUGGUUGUAGGCCCCAUCUCCACAACCCUUGACAAAAUGGGAUCUCCCAUAGGGUAGGGACAGGAGAGGGUCACUUUUGAGACUUCACUGGGGCCCCAGAUCUCCUAGAGAAGGUCAGAGGUGAUCUAGACUCCCAGAAUUCUAGGACACUGUAUCAGCCUCCCAAGCAGAUAGCACCCUAGGAAUGCAUCUGAUGCUUACAGGCAGGACCACUUCUGACUACAGCCUUCAGGGCACCUUCCCAGCUUGGCAAUGCCCAUCAUUGUAACCACCUUGUGUCCAUGACCAAUGUUGGCAGAGUGCUUCUUGUCUUUCAUAUGCCACUUGGUGGAUCCCACCUUGCUCCCUGCAAGGUACUGGCCCUGUGACCAAGUCCCCCUUGGUUUUCCGCAGCCCUAGGAAUGGCACACAGCUCUCAGUAAACCUUGUGCACUGAUA
Molecule: messenger RNA, 1239 nt
Organism: Carlito syrichta (Philippine tarsier)
Lineage: Eukaryota; Metazoa; Chordata; Mammalia; Primates; Tarsiidae
Gene: GFRA4
Product: GDNF family receptor alpha 4
Exons: 6
Coding region: 1-744 (247 amino acids)
Biological process (GO): nervous system development
Cellular component (GO): signaling receptor complex; external side of plasma membrane
Molecular function (GO): glial cell-derived neurotrophic factor receptor activity
Source: RefSeq, a predicted model, not a curated record